AGAAAGAACACUUUAUGUCAGUGCCAUUACUGUAUUUUUGAAGAAAUUGCUUAACUCUGUAAAAGCUAUGAAUUAGCUUGAAAAAGCUUUUUUGUUGUUAUUGUUGUUGUAAGUACCAUACUCUUUUCCAUUAUAUAUAUUUUUAAAAAGACUUCUCUGACAUUGCAGGUGGGAACAGAAAUUAUAUGUCAACAUAUAAAGCUCUUAUUGUAGGAUUUUUUGUUUGUUUGUUUGUUUUUUGUUUUUUUAACUUCUAGGUGCGAUUUCAGAAACGGACAAAUAAAUCAGAGGACAUUUUGAAUUCAGUACUUCCGCCUUUCGAGGCACCCAUAAUGCAACGCGCUACUCGGACCGGUCCGCCAUGUUUGUGUAUGACUUCAGCCUCGUCUUUGCAUAAAUACACUCACUACCCCUUCGAGUCCCCCAAAAAACACCCCGCUAGCACCUGUUCCAAUGCACUUAUCCACCUUUUAAAGGAAAUAAAUACCGUGAAGACAUCUGCCGUCCUUUGUGAUGGCGGCCAGUGCCCGAGAUGAGGAGUUUCAUGAGUAUGAUAAACCGGGAGCUGAGAGGUCGAGGAGGAGGAGAGGAGGAGGAGGAGAUGAUGAUGAUGAUGAUGAUCUGGACAGUGAUUUGGAAGGCGACCUGCUUGAGGAGGACUGGCUUUCAUCCAAGAAGAAUCCAUCAGAGCUGUCGGACGAGGAGCUGAACGACGACCUGCUGCAAAGUGAUGAGGAAGAGCAGAACACCAGUGCGCAGGGUGCAGUGGUGAGCCUGAACGCGACGUUGGGUCUCAGCGAAUCGUACGAGCUCCAGGAAGGAGAUGAAUACGCGGCAGAGGAGUACGGUGCGCCUGAGGGAGAGCAGGAGGAGGGGUACAGGGCAGACGAGUAUGGGGAUGCAGAGGGAAUGGAGUACAACACAGGAGGAAAUGAAGACGAAGUGCUGGACCUGCAGAUCAAUGAGCCGCUGGACGACGAAUUUCAAGUGGAGGAGCCGCAGGAAGUGCAGAAUGACCAACAGGAAAUGACUGAGACGGAGGGGGAGGAGCCUGAGGAGGAAGUCGAAGAUGUCUCGCAGGUUACAGAAGCAGAAGAGAUGGAGGCCGAGGCCGACACGAAGGAAGAAUCCGACGAGGACGAAGAGGACGAUGAAGAAUCCGAGCGUCUGCGCUUCAAAACCGAGCGCAAAGACCGCACUGUGGUCCGUCUCUCAGACACCACCAGCAAACGGCGGAAUAUUCCGGAAACGCUGGAACUGACCGAAGAGGCUAAAGCGGACCUGAUGGAAUUUGAGGAGAAGGAAUGGCUGAGGAAACAAGGUCGCUUUGGUGGACGAGGGAGAGGAGGAGGAGUAGGGGGAGGAAGAGGAGGACCUCCCGCAUUCGUUAUGGGGGGUUUCCGUAAAGACGGAGGUGCAGGACGAGGGAGGAUGAACGAACCCAGACCUCCGCUGAUGCCGGUGAACUUAAUGCAGCCCAGAAUGAUUCAUCCUCAGUCCCAUCGUCCUCAGCCCCGCCCUUCCAUCCCACGUGGUGGUCCCGGUCUUUUCCCCACGCCGCUCAUCCCGAUCCCCCAGCAGCCCCUGCAGUCCCUGAUGCCUCCGCGGUCGCCGGCACAGCACCAGAGGCCGCAGCAGGAACUGCACCCACCACGCCCACACGGACACGGACACGCACUUCCACAUGCACACGCCAACCAGCAGCAGCAGCAGCAGCCCAAGAACAUUCACAUCAACCCGCAUUUCAGAGGCCCGUCGUCUUCCUCACCUGUCCAGGUUCCGUUGAUGUCGCCCGCUCCAAAUCAGCCCAGACCCAGCCUCGGCCCUCAGAGAUUCCCGGGCCCUGUGGAUUUCCAGCAGCACCUCCAGGGUAAUUUCCUCCAGCCUCAGAGGCCCCCGCCUCAGGAGCAGUGGAGAGGACCACCACCACCUCCACACCAGGAGAGGGAGCCGUUCUACAGCAACGAGCCACGUUUUCCAGCGCAGCCCCUGUUCGAUCUCCCAGGCUCCGCCCCCCUGAUGAACAACAUGCUCCCUCUGUCCUUCCCUCAGCCGGGGCCAGGGUUCUGCCCCCCGGGCGGUGGAAUGUUCCAGAGAGACCUUCCUCCUCCUCGCCCCAAUUUGCCCCCUCCUCAACAGUCUCCUGCCCCGCCUGCGCCCCGCGGCUUCAUGGGACACAGGCAGCCGUUUCCUCCACAGCAGCACAACGCCCCCUUCAGUCCUCAGCACACGCCAUUCGGCAUGCAGGGCCUAAUGCAGUCACACCCUCAGCAGCAGCACCACGACCCUCCCCCACCUCCGCAUCAUCACCCGAUGCACCACCACCAGCAGCAGCACAGACAGGAAGUUCCUCCUCUUCCUCAUAAUCAGCACCACCAGCAUCAACACCAGGGCCAGCCUGGGGAGCAGCAUCCCAUCAUGCACCUCUCUCACCCGCCCUUCCGUCAGCCCAUUCUGGGUGGACCUCGACAGAUGAAACCCCGCCUACAAAACAACAUGGGUCGCUUGAGAAUGGGGUCUCCUUCAUCCAUGCAGCAGCUCCAGAGCCUCCCUCAGCGCAACAGUAACCUGCGCGAGCUCCCCAUCGCCCCCGGCAACAACUCCCCUGUCCGCCCCCCUCAGCCGAGGCCCAUGAUCAAGGUCACUCAGAAUGCCAGGCCUGGGCAGGGGGUUGGGGGAGGAGCCAUUGGACGAGAGCGUGGUUCUGCUAAAACCUCCCCGCCUCCAGGCACUUCAGAGAUGAAGAACGAAAUGCCAGCCACACAGACAAGCACACCUGUACAAAAAACACCAAACACGCCUGCGCAGGAUGAGGAAGAGGAUGAGGAGACCCGUCAGUACCGGCUGAAGAUCGAGGAACAGAAGCGAUUGCGUGAGGAAAUCCUUAAACGUAAGGAAAUGCGCAGGCAGAUGCAGGCCGGUGCGCGUAAAAAGGAGCUCCUGGAGCGCCUCGGGGGCCAAGCAACACCCCAAACACCCCCCAUGCAACCCCAAACCACCCCGACUCAACCCCAGACCACCCCAUCGCCCCCGUCAGCCACCCCCAACGGCGUUAAAUCCCGCCUACAGAACCCCAGCAUAGAGCAAAAGCAGAGCGUGCAGAACCCACAGAGACUCGUCCCACCGCUCCAGAGUCCCAACAUCGGCGUCACGUCGCCUCCAGAGGAGAAGAUCCCACCGAUCCAGAUGCAAGCUAACACCGUGAGGAAGAGGACCGUCAUGCAGCGUGUUAACUCUGGUGGCCUCGGCUCGCCUCAGAUCCCACAAAAAGUGCGAGUUGUUAAACGACUAACGGGCGGAGAGGAAGCUCCGCCCCUCCAGAAUCAGCCACAGCAGGUGAUUGGUCGAGCCGCUCCUCAGCAGAGACUGGGUGCCGUCAGGAAGGUCACGGUGGCAGCAGCUGGACCACAACAACAAUUACCGCAGCAGCAGUCUGACGUGAACCAGAGUAACCGGGUGGUGGUCUCGGGCCGAGGACGCGGUCGUGGUGCUCGUGGCGGUCGGGUGGCGCCGCAGAACAGGCCGAGUACCCGAGUCGCUGAGUCUCAGCCCAUCACGGUGUCUAUAGACGGCCUGUCGUCCUCCACCACCGAGAAACAGAUCAAAAACCUGCUCAACUCCAUUGGCCCUGUCCAGACGUUUAAGAUGAUGCCGCAGCAGAGGAAAGCCAUCGCCACGUUUGCGAAUCCUCAGCACGCGCUGAGUUUCCAGCACAGCUUCCACAGGCACAUGAUCGAUCUGUCCCACAUCGACGUGACCAUCAUUGACGGCUGAGGAUCGGGAACGAGAGAACGACCAGCGUAAACACCGAGAGAUCGGAGCGAGCUCCCGGAAUCGAGGCUGCGUUUUACUCUAAAGCUCUCAAAACACUAAAGCAAGUUUCGGAGGAACUGAUGGUGGGAAAAACAAACAAACAAAAAUGACAAACGACUCGGAUUUAUUCAUCCAUCCCUGGUUUCACUGAGAGCAGCUGUCCCUACGUUGUGUUAUCCACUCGAGUGAUAAUUCCCUAAACUGUUUCAAAAGUGGGGAAGCAGCUCUGACUGAAGAGACACCGUUUAUUAUUAUUAUUAUUAUUAUUAUUUUGACUGAUUGAUUGAUCAGUAAGUGAAACGAGAGGAAGGCUGUUUUUAUGAGAACCCGCAUAGUCGAUAACGAUGACGCUCGAUAACGGUCGCUCCCGUCCUCGUUUACACUUUUUUUAAAUACACACUCCUGGACAAGAUUUUUCUUUCUCUCUUUCCUUCUUUCCUUCUUUCUUUCUUUCUUUCUUUGAGAUGGAAAAGCAGGUUGGAGUUUUUUUUUUGCCGCCACUAGAGGGCAGUGUGCGAGUCGAAACGUUUAUAAGCCAUUCGUUCACAGCGUAAUGAUGUUUAUUUGAGGUGGUAUGGAAGUAGCUGUGGUUCGUAUUUCAGAACAAUUCAUCCCAGUACGAUCACAUUUUCUCACAAUUAUGCAAUACGGGAUCAGAGUUUUAUUUGGAGGUCCAAUUUGCAGUUUAAAUAUAUAUUUUUAUUAUCAACGUAAUCUCUUGAAUGGCUAGUUUUCCACAACAGCUAAAAUAAACAAAGAAAGAAUAAAAUAUUAAUUUGUCUCGAUUUCCUUCAGUGGAAUGUUAGCAGUAAGGUGGGUUUUUUUUGUUGUUGUGUUUUUUUUUUUUAAAGGUUUAUACAUUUAAAUGAAAUCGUGAAAACACAACGGUGGUUCUGUGUCCUGCUUGUGUUCCAUAAAACGCCUAUGGUCGUAUAUUUGAGAAAUUCGUCGCCUCGUCUUUUUCAGUCAGACUGCAGCAUUUCCAGACUGGUCGAACAUGCUUGCUAGCGUAUUAGCAUUUGAUCAUUUUCGAUAAGCUAACAGCAACAAAGCCGCAAACGGAAAUUUUUGCUAACCGGUGCGUGAUUUAGCCGUGGUUUCUUUUCUGUUUGUUAGAUUUUGAGACCUCAGUGUGUUUUCUCUUAGGUUUUUUUUUUUUUUUUAAAUACUAGCACUGUUUGCGGUGUCGCUAUUUAGCCUGUACAAGUCUAUUCUGCUCCGUGUCGUUAUAAAGAGGAUACAAUAAAACACAUUACUUUUUUUUUUUUUAACUUUUGUUCCGUCCCAAAUGUUCAGCAUGUUUCCUCAAUUUGAAGGAAUUUUCCACUAACGCUCUGCUAAUUUCACCCCAGCGCUUUGAUUUUUUCCCCCCUUCUUCAGCUUAUGCUAAGUGUAUAAUAUUUACAACUCCCUCAUUUCAUUUGCAACCGGAGCGUUAGAUUUUAAUAAGAUUGAGUUCUAAAGUGCACUUUGCUUCAUUUCCAUUCAGUUUGUAGCUCUUGUUACAUCCAAGCAUUGUGUUUUGUGUCUCAGUCUGAAGGAUUGUUAUGCUAGCUCUGUGCUAAUUAGCCUGUUUAGAUCAAUUUGUGGUGAUUUUAAGAGGUUAGGGGUUUGUUUUUGUGUUUUUUCCUGAGGUAAAAAUGUCCCCAUUUUUAUCAAUUUGUCCACUUUGUUGCUUCAGUGCACUCUUCCAUUUCCCAAAUGUGAAGGAUUGUCAUGCUAGCCUUGCUAACUAGCGUUCUAGCAGCAUACAGAUCAGGCUUUCUUUCUCUAAUCUUUUCUGUCUCUUCCUAUUUUAUAUUCUACAUUAAAUGGUCGCUGUUUUUUUUUUUUCUUUUUUUUUUUUGUUUUAUAUAAAUGAUCUGCUUCUUGUGCUACUACUCAGUUUCACUCAGCUUCUCAGUUCGAGUCUGAGGGAUUAGCUUGCUAGCAUUGCGAACUACUUUGAGGUAAUUAUAGAUCAGUCUUUAUUAUUUUUUUUUUCCACCGGGCCGCAACGAGAUUUUGUUUUGAAUCGCAUUUUCAUUCGUUUUCCGUUCAAGGAUUGAAAGAUCGUUUCGCUAGCUUUGCUGACCAGCCUUGUGAGUGAUCAUCGUCAGUAUUUUCUUCUUCGUAUCCUGAGUUAUGAUGUUUUCCUCGGUCUUAGAUGGAUGUUUCAUUACGUCCCCGUCCCCCCACUUUCACAGUUUACUCAGUGCGUGCUAGCUAGUGUUUAUUGCUAUCUAGCGUUGUGGGCGAUUGCAGCUCAGUGUCUUUUCUCCUCAGGCUGUGGUUUUUAAAAGGAUGGAUGUGUUUUGCACUACAUCACCGUGCCAUUUCCAUCAAUUUAAUCCGAACGAAUGCCUCUUUUUAUGUUUCGAUCUUUUCGAUUCCCAUAGAAGCCGCCCUCGCCUUGUUCCUCUAGCAUCAAUUAUUCAUUAAUUGUCUAUUCUAUGCUUGUCCAGGAGUCACUGCGUGUCGGGAGCAGCCGCUAUCAGCGCUCACGCUCAUGUACAUAAGAUGUGGCUAAAUUAGACGUUUGAGGAAUACCAACUGUAACAGCAAGUGACUUUUUUUUUUUUCUCCCCCCCCCUCCCCCCCCCCCGGACUAUAACUCUGAUUUAGUUGUUUUUUGUUUGUUUUUUUUUUUGUACUAAAAUCAUUGCAUCGUUGUUGGAUCGUUUUACACGUUCUGUUUAAAGAAGCACGCUUAAGCCAAAGGUUUAUCUUUGGCAGGCUUAUUAUUUGAAGACGUUUUAAAGAUUAAAAAAAGGAAAAGAUCAAAAGAAUAAACUAUGGUCAUGUGUAUGCAAUGUAACGAUACAUACGUGCAGGCGGUUCACUUUAAAGGUUUUGUGUAUGCGUGACGGUGGAAAAAAUGUCUCUCUUCCUCAUUUCACCAUCUUAACUACUCCAUCCAUGUGUUUUGGGUUUAAGUGUGUGGGAGGGGGAAUACUUUUUUCAAUACUUUUUUCUUAGGCACUUUUUUGAGUUACUUCUUAAAUUCUUAAAAAAAUUUUUUUUUUUUUUUAGCUUACACUAAUAUAAAGAAAUAUAUUUUUCUCUCAUGAAAAAAUUUAAACCCAACAAGCUAGAGGUGAAUGCUGCUUUCACGUUUGGCAUAUUAUUAUUAUUAUUAUUAUUAUUAUUAUUAUUAGCAGUAUUAUUUAUUUAUUUAAUAAAUUUUUUGAGGUGUGUUUUUGUUCCCAUUAUACAUAGUAAUAGUUAGUUAGCCAACACUAGCUUGGACUGGUAAGAGUGUUGCUAUGGUUAAAGUGUGGUUAUGUCACUUGUAUUUUUUUAAGGGGGUGGGGGAGGUAAUUCAAACGUCCUGAUUUGCUCUAUAUAAAAUAUAAAUAUAUAUAUAUAUAUAUAUAAGUUAAUUUUAAGUUUUUAGUUAAAAGUGAUCAUGGAUAUAUUAAGUAGCUUAAGUGAAUGUCGGUCAUUUAUUAUUAUCUUGUCCACAGGUAUUCUCAUAAACAUUGGUAAGAUUAUACAUGAUUAUCGUUCUGUACGUGCAUGCUGAAUUUGUGCUCAUUUUUAUUUCAUGUCACAUUUAUUUAUUUAUUUGUUUGUUUGUUUAUUUAUAUUUAUACAUUUUGACCUGCAGAUUUAAAGUGCACUUUAAGUCUUCAUGUAUAUGGAUUUAAAUUUUUUUUUUUAAAUCCUCACGCGUUCAAAGCGUAUCGGCCGUGCCGACCCGUGUCACAUGACACAUUUCUAAUACGUGUAUAAGAUUUUAAAAACAAAACAGAAAAAUCUUAUAAGAAAGAAACCAGGGUUCAUAUUGAACCUUAAAGUAACUUCAUUAGAAGUUUGUUAGAAGUUUCAUUUAUUUAUUUAUUUAUUUAUUUAUUUAUUUAUUUAUUGUAUUUGUCGUACUGUGAUGUGAUUCAAUUAUUUAUUUGAACGUUCUGUAGGAUCUGCUCGUCAUUUAGGCGACUUUGAUAUAUUUUACUAAUUUGAGUCUCUGUUGUGUUUUUUCGCAGGUUAGAUGUUCCAGAGACUGCCGAAGGGGUGUGUUUUUUUUUUUCUUUCUUUCUUUCCCCCCUGUAUUUGUUUUAAAGGAACGGUUCAGCGACAAUUCCCCAGAUGUAGUCGAUCAGCUAAAGACAUGUUUGGUGUCCAGUGUUAGCUUCUUCGCUUUCCAGCAACAAGGCUAAUGAUGAUGAUGGGGGGGGGGGGAUUUAGGCCUGUGUUUAGCUAAAAAUAUUAGCCUCAUUGCUCCCGUGCAAAAGCUUCCAACAGCCACCAAGAGUUUCAGCUGAUCGACUUUAAAGCGUUUUAUUUAUGUCUGACAUUUCAUCAUGGCUAAUUCAUUUGGCUAAAUUGGGCUAAUAAUGUGUUUUUAAUAUCUCUUAAAUGCUGAUUUAGAAGCCAGUCUAAGCACAGAGCCAUUCAGUCGAUUUGAGCUCAGAACCGUAAAGGAGCAGUGUGUAAGUUUUACAGCCCUCUGCUGCCUAUGAGACACCCGAAUCUAAAACAUCUCCUUCCGCAAACCUUCGACUUCCCACAACCAUUACAAUUAUCUUCGAGCUGCCUUUUAAAUAAUAAAUAAAAAAUGUAAAUGCAAAAUCAGCCAUUGUUUGUUUUUAAACUUGUCAAGUCACCUUAAUGUUUUAUUUUAUCUGUUUUAUCAGUCAUGAAGCAGAUAUCCUUUCUAAAUUUGGUUUUGUUUAUAUAGUGGAUUUGAUCUCAGAACCUUCUGGAAGGUAGCAGCGUGUCAUUUUUAAAGCCAUCCGCGUGUUUGCUAGAUUAGAACUGAAAGAAAAACCUUAAUCCUCACACAGUAGUUAAAAUUAUGCUCAAGUUUCCUUUAAAUAAAAGAAAGUGUGGGGGGGGGUUGGUCAGAGCUAAUUUCUGGGCCAGAAUUUUUUUUUUUUGUCAGUACCAUGAAAUGAAUGAAUGGUUUUAUAUUAUUUAUUUAUUUUUAAUCAAUUUACAGAUUACAAAGCAGCGUCCAGUCUAAGCACACUGGUCUUACAGUGGAUUAGAACUCAGAAACUUCUGGAACCUUUUAAUAUUUUUUAAAGCCUUCUGCUACCUUUGUGACAACUGAAACAAAAAAACAAUCGCCAAGCUUUCCUACAACUAAAAAAAAAAAAAUCAUAGUUAAUGAGUCGAAUCAGGCUUAAUGAGAAAUAUAAUAGGGAACUUGAUAUGAAGAGCCAGUAAGACCCAUUAGAGUUUUGAAAUUUUGUGAAUUACAGUUUUUUUUUUACGGUGUCUUGGAAAUAAUCUGAUUAUUAAAGUGUUAGAAAUGGUUGUAAACUUUACAUACUGCACCUUUAACCGCUGAACCGGCACCUUUAAUAGAGAUUUCUGUCCAACUAAUGAUGGGUUUGUCCACAGCAUGUGUUUCCGGCGAUCGAGUUUAACUUUUAAUGCGAUUACGUUUCCCACAGGUCCAGGGUGGAUGAACAGAAUCACCAUCCUUCUAUCUCUGUCUUUUCUUUCUUAGCAGUAUUGCUAAACCCUAGAUAGAGAAAUCUAUGCAUCCUUUCAUCUCUGUAUCGGCGUAUCGGCUCGGCUUCUCCACACUGACUGCAACAUUAAUGUUCACAUGACCUGCUUUUUAAAAUUUUUUUAUUUUAAAGCAGGGAGGACGUGACGUGUGGAUUUCCUUAGUUUGUUUACCAUGGAUCAGUGACGCUGCACCCAAGCGAACAUUCACACACUCGCUCAGAGCUCCGAGCGAUUUGUCUGUCUGUUAAAAACACACACACACACAUCUGCACUGUUGUUGUGGAAAUGCUGCGUAUAAGAGACAAUGUACUGUACACGCCAAAAGUCAUGUGAUCACUCGUUACUGUGUGGAGUAAACUGUGUGUUCCUAAACCGCUGUCAUUGACGUGUCAGUGUGUACACAUCCUUUUUCUGUCAUCAUGUAAAUGUCAAACUAAAUGUAAACACAAAUCCAAAAGCAAUAAAACUACCUUAAACAAG
Molecule: messenger RNA, 9738 nt
Organism: Ictalurus furcatus (blue catfish)
Lineage: Eukaryota; Metazoa; Chordata; Actinopteri; Siluriformes; Ictaluridae
Gene: rbm33a
Product: RNA binding motif protein 33a
Exons: 19
Coding region: 514-3774 (1086 amino acids)
Molecular function (GO): RNA binding
Source: RefSeq, a predicted model, not a curated record